AUGGCGCCUCCCUCCUCUUCAUCCGCCCCGCCGCCGCCGCCGCCGUCUUCGUGGGUCAUCCUAGGCAGCAUCGCGCGCAUCUCCGCCGCGGCGGACGGCAGCGACGUCUCCGUCGCGCUCACGGCGCCGCCUCGCGUCUCCAUCCUCACCGUCUCCCCGCGCGUCUUCCCCGAGCCCGCCACGACACACCAUUUCCCGUUCGUCCUCUGCACCGACCCCUCCGGCCUGCUCCUCCUCCAGGCCAACCUGGGCCGCGCCGAGACCCAAGAAACCAUCCAGCGCCGCCGCCACCACUCCACCUUCCUCAAGUACUGGACCUCGCGCUACUUCGUCCUCGACGCCACCACCUCCUCGGCCUUCCAGCUCCCCGACCCGGAGCCAGCCUACGCCAUCCACCACCAGGCCCAGCUCGGCCUCGUCCUCUCCCCGACCGGCGACGGCCACUACAUGGUCGCCGAGUUCCAGCAGAUCAUCGGCUGCGAGAAGGCCACGCUCCUCUGCUUCUCCUCCGAGCGCGGGGAGUGGUUCGAGAAGAAGGUCGAUUACCCGGUCAAGGCCCGCCCGUGGACUGGCAUCGGCGUCGUCUCGCACCUCGGGAGGCUCUGGUGGAUCGACCUCUCCUGGGGCGUCAUCAACUUCGACCCCUUCACCAACAGGCCCGACCUCGGCCUCGUGCCCUUCCCGCCGGGAACGGUGCUGGACUGCAGGGAGGGCUGGGGAGUCACCGACAAGUACCGGUACGUGGGUGUCAGCGCCGGCAAGCUGCGCUUCGUGGACACGUACACUCGCGGCGCCGCCACUCCCAAGGUCUCCGUCUGGACGCUCGCCGAUCCGGACUCCACGGAGUGGACGCUGGAGCACGAGGCGACGUUUACUGAGAUCUGGGAUGACAAAACCUACAAGGCCACCAGGAUGCCCAAGAAGAUUCCCGUGCUUGCGCUCAUCCACCCCAAGAACCCCCGCGUCGUCUACUUUGUCCUGGACAAGAACAUCUUCGGCGUCGACGUGCGGACGCGCAAGGUUGUGGAAUGCAAGGUGUAUGGCCUAGUUGCGCCGCCGAGCUGCCACAUGGCCAGCCGCUUCCUUCGCGCUUGGGAGUUGCCGCACCCGCUCCCCUCUGGAAUGAAUAAGUGGUGUAAGGGCAUCAACGCGGCUGAAAAAGCUAAAGGACGACUAUCCCAUCCAUCGCCAGGGGACUACCACUUGGUGGGAAUGACAAUGCAGACUUUCAUAGGAUGAACUGAUGGAGGAACAUGAAGCAAGUCUUUCUGUCUAACAGUCUUCUUGGUGUAGUGCUCAGUUCAAGUUAUGUCGAGUCCUGGUUAAUUACCUGCAAGUUUAGGCAUCUUCGCGCAAAGUAUCUUAAGUUGUCUCCUUUUUUGGUCUAUCAGAAUCAGAUGGUGAAACGCUGCUGGAACACUAUCGGCUAUAAAUUCUUAGUUGAACUAUCUCGUACUGUUUCUUUUAAUGGUUGAUUUCAGUGCCGGCCGCAGGCCUCUGAAUCCAGACAUCUUAACUCGAUGCUUCACUGAGUUUUGUCAGUGAUGUACUGAUGUUCCAGUGACACUG
Lolium rigidum is the source of this 1569-nucleotide messenger RNA. RefSeq lists its product as uncharacterized. Bases 1 to 1239 code for a protein of 412 amino acids. NCBI's taxonomy places the organism in Eukaryota, Viridiplantae, Streptophyta, Magnoliopsida, Poales, Poaceae. The transcript has 3 exons. The record is from RefSeq and is a predicted model, not a curated record.